GCCCACAUUGCGGUACAUAAAGGGAAAGCGGAAAAGAUUGUUUGUAAAAUGUGCGUUUAAAAACAAACAAUAGUAGAUGCUGUGCUGUGUUAUCAGUGAACGCUUGGAAAUUAAAUACAAAUAAAUUAAUUGGUGUGCUAAACAAACACAAACAAAAUGCAUAAAAGACAGUACAAUAGGCUGCAGCUACUGUUGCUUCUGAUGCUGCAAGUAGCGUUUACACAGGCGUUACCCGACAUAAUAAAAAUUGGUGGUCUCUUUCAUCCAUCGGACGACAAUCAGGAGCUGGCAUUCCGCCAAGCUGUUGAACGCAUCAAUACCGACCGCUCCAUUUUGCCACGCUCCAAGUUAAUGGCGCAAAUUGAACGCAUUUCGCCUUUUGACAGUUUCCAUGCCGGCAAAAGGGUCUGCGGCUUGCUCAACAUUGGUGUGGCCGCCAUAUUUGGACCACAAUCCUCCCACACUGCGAGCCAUGUGCAGAGCAUAUGCGACAAUAUGGAGAUACCCCACUUGGAGAAUCGCUGGGACUACCGACUGCGACGCGAGAGCUGCCUGGUGAAUCUUUAUCCGCAUCCUAAUACGCUUUCCAAGGCUUAUGUGGAUAUUGUGCGCCACUGGGGCUGGAAGACGUUCACCAUUAUCUAUGAGAACAACGAUGGCAUAGUGCGGCUGCAAGAGCUGCUCAAGGCUCAUGGCAUGACACCGUUUCCCAUAACAGUGCGUCAGCUUAGCGAUGGCGGGGAUUACAGGCCGCUGCUCAAGCAGAUUAAGAACUCGGCGGAGGCGCACAUUGUGCUGGACUGUUCCACGGAGCGCAUACAUGAGGUGCUUAAGCAGGCUCAGCAGAUCGGCAUGAUGAGCGACUAUCAUAGCUACUUGGUUACUUCACUUGAUCUACAUACGGUUAAUCUGGAUGAGUUUCGCUAUGGCGGCACCAAUAUAACAGGCUUUCGUUUGAUUAAUGAUAAAGUGGUGUCGGAUGUAGUGCGUCAGUGGAGCAUUGAUGAGAAGGGACUGCUGCGUUCUGCUAAUCUAACCACUAUACGCUCGGAGACUGCGCUUAUGUAUGAUGCAGUGCAUUUGUUUGCCAAGGCGCUGCAUGACUUGGAUACAUCACAACAGAUUGACAUACAUCCCAUCAGCUGUGAUGGUCAAAGCACUUGGCAGCAUGGCUUCAGUUUGAUUAACUAUAUGAAGAUUGUUGAAAUGAAAGGUCUAACCAAUGUCAUCAAGUUUGAUCAUCAAGGCUUUCGCACUGACUUUAUGCUGGACAUUGUGGAGCUAACACCAGCGGGCAUACGCAAAAUUGGCACCUGGAACUCUACGCUGCCCGAGGGCAUUAACUUUACGCGCACUUUCAGUCAAAAGCAGCAGGAAAUUGAAGCCAAUUUGAAAAAUAAAACUUUAGUUGUGACAACUAUAUUGAGCAAUCCCUACUGCAUGCGCAAGGAGUCAGCUAUGCCGCUAACCGGCAAUGAUCAGUUUGAAGGCUAUGCCGUUGAUCUUAUACACGAAAUUUCCAAAUCUUUGGGCUUCAAUUAUAAAAUUCAGCUUGUGCCUGAUGGCAGCUAUGGCAGUCUUAACAAAAUGACAGGUGAAUGGAAUGGCAUGAUACGUGAGCUGCUGGAGCAACGCGCUGAUCUGGCCAUAGCUGAUCUAACUAUCACCUUUGAGCGUGAACAGGCUGUGGACUUUACUACGCCCUUUAUGAAUCUGGGCGUAUCCAUACUGUAUCGCAAGCCCAUAAAGCAGCCGCCCAACUUGUUCUCUUUUCUGUCGCCGCUUUCGCUGGACGUUUGGAUUUAUAUGGCUACUGCUUAUCUUGGUGUAUCCGUGCUGCUGUUCAUCUUAGCCAAAUUUACGCCUUAUGAAUGGCCAGCUUAUACGGAUGCACAUGGCGAAAAGGUUGAAAGUCAGUUUACUUUGCUCAACUGCAUGUGGUUUGCCAUUGGUUCGCUUAUGCAACAAGGCUGCGACUUUUUACCCAAAGCACUCUCCACGCGCAUGGUCGCUGGCAUUUGGUGGUUCUUUACUUUAAUUAUGAUCUCAUCUUAUACUGCCAACUUGGCUGCAUUUCUAACUGUCGAACGCAUGGACUCACCCAUUGAGAGUGCUGAGGAUUUGGCCAAGCAAACUAGAAUUAAAUAUGGCGCACUUAAAGGUGGCAGCACUGCAGCUUUCUUCAGAGACUCUAAAAUCUCAACAUAUCAGCGCAUGUGGUCCUUUAUGGAAUCAGCGCGUCCUUCUGUAUUUACAGCAAGCAAUGGCGAGGGUGUCGAUCGCGUAGCCAAGGGCAAAGGCUCUUAUGCUUUUCUCAUGGAAUCCACUUCGAUUGAAUAUGUUACGGAGCGCAACUGUGAGCUUACCCAAGUGGGCGGCAUGCUGGAUACAAAGAGCUAUGGGAUAGCCACGCCUCCAAAUUCACCUUAUCGCACUGCCAUCAACAGCGUCAUAUUAAAGCUGCAGGAGGAAGGUAAGCUGCACAUACUGAAAACCAAAUGGUGGAAGGAGAAACGCGGCGGCGGCAAGUGUCGUGUGGAAACCUCAAAAUCAUCUUCAGCUGCCAAUGAGCUGGGCCUGGCCAAUGUGGGUGGCGUGUUUGUGGUGCUCAUGGGCGGCAUGGGCGUGGCCUGUGUUAUAGCUGUGUGCGAGUUUGUGUGGAAAUCACGCAAAGUCGCUGUGGAGGAGCGUCUGAGUGCAAUACUCAAUGAAUGAGGAAAAUUGUAAACCCAGGAUGAAUGGGUCUAAUAGCGGUCAAGAGACCAUUGAAUCAAAAAGAUGAAUUAAAAGCAGACUUUACUGCAAAACGGAGCAUACCACAUUUUUGGCAAAUAAUAGGGAAACAAUCAAAUCUGUUGUAAUAGACAAGGUAACACCAAUAGCAAAUAAUGCACAGUAUUAUAUGAAGUCAUAUUUAGCAUUAGACAGACAGACAGUAAAUUUCAA
Molecule: messenger RNA, 2946 nt
Organism: Drosophila busckii
Lineage: Eukaryota; Metazoa; Arthropoda; Insecta; Diptera; Drosophilidae
Gene: KaiR1D
Product: glutamate receptor ionotropic, kainate 2
Exons: 14
Coding region: 157-2715 (852 amino acids)
Biological process (GO): modulation of chemical synaptic transmission; monoatomic ion transport; synaptic transmission, glutamatergic
Cellular component (GO): plasma membrane; postsynaptic membrane
Molecular function (GO): transmitter-gated monoatomic ion channel activity involved in regulation of postsynaptic membrane potential; glutamate-gated receptor activity
Source: RefSeq, a predicted model, not a curated record